This is a messenger RNA of Lindgomyces ingoldianus, 636 nucleotides long. RefSeq lists its product as uncharacterized. The transcript has a single exon. The record is from RefSeq and is a predicted model, not a curated record. Lineage: Eukaryota; Fungi; Ascomycota; Dothideomycetes; Pleosporales; Lindgomycetaceae. The coding region runs from base 132 to 524 and encodes 130 amino acids.
AGGAAUGAGCUGAAGAUUCUACGGAGAAGCCGGAUGUCAUGAUCUAAGACAUACACGUGGAUGCUUCAUUGGUGUUGUACCACUUGCUGGUCCGCGUGCAGAGACCUGUUCGCCCUCACAGAGCCUUGAACAUGCCAGUGUGGAGGAACAAGGCGGGCUGUCAUGGGAAAGCCUCCUUACAUAGCCUCUGGGGUGAUGUGGGGUCUUGUAUGAGAACUCUGAUAGGUGGCUACGAAUUCGUCGUGUUAUGCUCCCUCUCAUGGGAAUUGCCAUGCGUUUUGGAAUUUAGGAGAGUAAGCAGAAGCAGUCUCACACCGCAUGAAGGGCCACAUCGUAAACAUAAACAUGUGGCGGGAGAGCCAAAUUUGGUGGCCAUCCGUAGCCACGGACCUGGUUUGCACUGUUGUAGGACGGGAACAUCCGCUUUUUGCAAAGCCCCCCUCCCCUCCCAGUUUGUUAACCUAGGAGGCGGUAUCCAUUUAUCGCUUCGCAUAUCUAGGUUUGAAAUUGAUGUGGGCGUUUGACGUAGCAAUAGAGAGAACUCACUAAGUGUUAGUAGUCAAGAACGACAUGCGUUUUUGUAACACUUGUCCCUAAGAUCAGAAGACGCCAGAAGAGGCUCCAUGAUGUAUUCUU